Messenger RNA from Alosa sapidissima (American shad), 4900 nucleotides. It is a transcript of the gene dtx4a, whose product is annotated as deltex 4, E3 ubiquitin ligase a. NCBI's taxonomy places the organism in Eukaryota, Metazoa, Chordata, Actinopteri, Clupeiformes, Clupeidae. Gene Ontology annotation, cellular component: nucleoplasm. Gene Ontology annotation, biological process: Notch signaling pathway; protein ubiquitination. The record is from RefSeq and is a predicted model, not a curated record. Bases 275 to 2704 code for a protein of 809 amino acids. Gene Ontology annotation, molecular function: zinc ion binding; ubiquitin protein ligase activity. The transcript is spliced from 10 exons.
CAAUCACUGUGGCUUGCUACUGAAAAUAUUAGAAAUAUGGCUCGAAUUAUGCCUGUGGGAUGUAAUGCAUUACCCACGAAACCUGAAGAUAGAACUGAAUAAUUCCUAUACCUUUGUCGCGGGGAAGGUCUGCCAAAGAGGUGUAUUCCUCAAGAGUCUCGACUGCAGCAGCGCGAGACAGACAGAAUGUUUAUUUGAAGAUGGAUUCUUGUCGGCAUCUAUAAGUAUUUUCCGUUAGAAGGCGGCCUUGACAUCGGGAAUCCGCCACUGGUGUAUGAUGUUGCUAGCAUCGGCUGUGGUCGUAUGGGAAUGGCUAAACGAACACGGGCGCUGGCGACCCUACAGCCCGGCCGUCUCUCAUCACAUCGAAGCGGUGAUCCGCAGCGACCCACGGGGAAGCAGUGUGGUACUAGGCCAGGUUGACUCGAGGCUGUCGCCCUACAUCAUCGACUUGCAAUCCAUGCACCAGUUUCGGCAAGACACAGGCACCCUGCGUCCGGUGCGCCGCAGCUUCUAUGACCCGACGUCGGCGCCGGGCCACGGCUGGCUGUGGGAGUGGGAGAACGACUCGGGCUCGUGGACGGCGUACGACACGGAGGUGAGCAUCGCCAUCCAGGCGGCGAGGGACCGCAACCAGCCCUGGCUGGACCUGUCGCCACUGGGCUUCUGCUACCUGAUCGACCUGCAGACAAUGACCCAGUUCAACCGGCAGACGCAGCGGCGCCGGCGCAUCCAGAGACGCUCGGACCUGGCCUACCCGCUCGUCACGGGACCCCUGCCCAGGGCGUUUGGGGGUGCUGGGGGCGGUUUGCUGGGCGUGGGGGUGUCCGGGAUAGUCACCAGGGGCAACGGCAGCGCCUACCCAAGCGGCGCUCUCCCAGCCUCGGCCAUCACCUCGCUGGGGCAGCCCUGCUCGUGCCAGCAGUGCAUGCUGGUCCUGGGCGUGAAGACGGGCGCGGGCUUCGGCGGGGUGGGUGGAGGGGCACACACGCUGGGACGGAAGCCCCCUCCACCCUUGCCCCCGCCCAUGCAGACUAAGCCGCCCAGCCCCAAAUCGGGACCCCCACAGAGGGGGUACUCCUACUCGCUCACCCUCCCACACCCCCCGUCCCUCUCCCGGGUCCUGGCGCCCCAUCGGAACUCCAUGCUGGUGUCUGGUGGGGGUGGCGGUGUGCUGGGCAUGGGGUUUGGCAUGGGUGGUGGCGGUGGAGGUGGCAGCGGUAGCGGCGGCACGAACAGCAGCAACGGCGGCUUCGUCCACUCCCUCUCCCUGCUGGGAGCGGCCACCGCUGGACUCUCUCUCUCCUCCGUGCCCACCUCCUCCUCCGUCCUGCCCUCCUCCUCCUCGUCCUCCUCCACAUCGACGUUCUCGCGACCCCCGCCGCCCCCGAUGCCUCCCCCGCCUCCGCCGUCUGUGUCCACCCCGACUUCCUCCGGGGUGCUGCCCCUUCCACCCAUCUCCACGCCGACGACUAACGCCACUGGGGCGUCCGGGGCCGCUAUCAUCAGCACGUCGUCAUCCGCAGUCACCGGUGGAGGAGUAGGAGGAGUUGUCGGUGGUGGUGGUGGUGGUGGUGGUGGUGGUGGUGCUGGCGGCGUCGGGCAGGCGCUAAUUUCCACCACGACCAGCUGCGCUCCCACGCCGUCAGCGCGUGUGCUGGGCCCCGUGUCAUCGGCGUGCGCCGCACCUCUCCCCCCACGGUCCAGUCUGGUCGGACUGAGUCGCCCUGCACUACAGCGCAUCGCCAUGGCACAGUCACGGGCACUUAUCGCUUCAGGGGUUCCCACUGUUCCAGUGAAGAACUUAAAUGGAUCAAGCCCUGUGCAUCCAGCUCUGGCAGGUAUAACAGGCAUUCUGAUGAGUGCCGCCGGUCUGCCCGUUUGCCUCACCCGGCCGCCCAAGCUGGUCCUGCACCCCCCUCCCGUCAGCAAGAGCGACAUCAAGCCUGUGCCGGGCCUGGGUCACUGCUGCCGCAAGACCACCAAAAAGCAGGCACGCAAAGGAAGAACUCCUGAGGAAGUGGUGAAGAGAUACCUGCAGAAGGUGCGCACCCCCCCCGAGGAGGACUGCACUAUCUGCAUGGAGGCUCUCUCGGGCCCCUCGGGCUACAAGGGCCCGGGCGUAGGUGGCGUGUCACGGGUGGAGUCAGUGGGUCGUUUGGCCCAGUGCGGGCACCAGUACCACCUGCAGUGCCUGGUGGCCAUGUACAACAACGGCAACAAAGACGGCAGCCUCCAGUGCCCCACCUGCAAGACCAUCUACGGGGUGAAGACCGGCAACCAGCCACCCGGCAAGAUGGAGUACCACGUCAUCCCCCACUCGUUGCCUGGCCACCCCGACUGCAAGACCAUCCGCAUCAUCUACAACAUUCCACCAGGCAUACAGGGCCCUGAGCAUCCCAAUCCCGGCAAGCCCUACACUGCCCGCGGUUUCCCCCGCCACUGUUACCUCCCAGACACCGAGAAAGGACGCAUUGUCCUGCGCUUGCUGCUGGUAGCCUGGGACCGUCGCCUCAUCUUCUCUGUGGGCACGUCCAGCACCACGGGCGAGUCGGACACAGUCAUCUGGAACGAGGUCCACCACAAGACUGAGUUCGGCUCCAACCUGACGGGCCACGGCUUCCCGGACCCAGGCCACCUGGAUAACGUUCUGGAGGAACUCCGUGCUCAGGGCAUCACGGAGGAGGAGAGCUUGAGAGACUGAUAGAAGAGAGAGAGAGAAAUGCACGGCAGAGAGAGAGAGAGAGCGGGAUAGAGAGAGAGGGAGAUAUGAGGAGUGAGAGGAGGAUAGUAUAGGUUCUCAUAUCUGAAGCUGCCAAAAAAAAAAAAAGUAACAAAACAAGCAUCCAGGAUUAUCUUGUAACAGAGGUUUUUUUUGUUGUUGUUUUGGUUUACUAUUGUUCUGAUGAGUUAUUAUUUUUUGUUUGGGUUUGUUGUAUGUGAUGGUGUGUGUGUGUGGGGGGGGGGGGGGGGUAGCUGAGAAAGAAUAGAUGUCAGGUACACGGUUGCCAUCGCGACAGCGCUACCAUGGAGACUCCUGUUGUAGUGUGAGCGAAGCCCUCAUGCUGCUGUAGAUCCCAGACGCCCGAUCUCAGUCGGCCUCUCCGACGGGUUGCCACUGCGGGCCAACUGGGCCUAAAUGUCCACAGUUAGCUAGCGCUAGCCAAUAUCGCUACAGAACUAGUCCGUUUUUAGAGGUAAACGGGGGUGGGGGACAGGGGUAACUUUCCAAACAUUUUGUACAUACGUAAAAUUGGAAUGUACCCCUGGGGGUCUUCGCCGUUUUAUAAGUCCUAACAACUCAACAGCAAUUUUGAGGCUGCACCUCACCAUGGGCUUCGGUGAAAGACUGCUGUUCGCUACCACGUGACUCAAGGUUCUUGACCGGUAGGCUACGUUCUACUCCGAUGGCCUCGAGUCUUAUCUUUCUCACACCAUUUAGUUUCUGCCUUUUUUUUUUUCUUUUCUUUUUUUUUUUAGCUGUUCCUUAAUAACUCAUGCUGUUGCUUUAUAUAACUCCCUUAUGUUGUCAUUGGCACAUGGAGAGUGAGCUCUUCUGCCAAGAAGGACACUUUUUCCUUGUCAAACUUGAAAAGACGUACCAGUAUUUAAAAGCAGAAGAAAGGGCCGGGUGUUGUGCUUUUAUUGUGAAAUGAGCAAGACUCUGUGACGCAACGUCCAAACCUUCUUGGUUUCUGCCUUUGCCACAAAGGUGUAGGGGUUUGUGUCUGUGGGGAGGGGUGGGGGGCUAAGGUGAUGACUGUUGAGGUAUUUAGGACAGAAAGAAAUGAAAUGAAUGAAGUAAAUGAUCGGACUUGUCAACAGUUUUGUUCUGCCAGUAUACUCAGCCAGUGUAAUGUGACCAUAGACCUUCCUUAUCUUGACAGAGAAUCUCCUUCACUUUUGUUUUUUUGUUUCAAAUGGCAUACAGUUUCAAUUUAGCAUUAUUUUCUAAUGGACCCCCUUGUGAGUAUUCGCUAUACUCUGGAAGCUCUGUACCAUGUAAGAUGUCUGAGGAUCAAUUUCCCAAAAUGUAAACUUUGUCAGUAUUUUCUUGAGCCACCAGUGAGUUCCUACUUUACAUGCUGUAUUUGCGAUGAAGCCCCAGCUUUUCCAGAUACCAGACUCUGUCAUGGAAAGGUCUGGAAGUCGCUUUCAAUGCAUUGGCUUUGGUGCUGUCUGAGAACCUGUUGUCAGUUGUCUGGUCAGCCCUUGUUAGGUCUUUGAUUGACCUGUUUACCACAAUGUUGAUGUAUGUUUGUUUAAGUGUGUCUGUGUGUGUGUGUGUUUGUGUGCGUGUGUGUGUGUGUGUGUGUGUGUGUGUCUGUGUGUGCACGUACAGUACAUAACAUACACACCUGCUGUACGGCUACAUCCAUAGCUCAACCACUACUGUAAGCGUGUGCUGUUUAGUUUGACACUUUUUCAUGAUUUGUUUACAUCUAAGCCAUGUUUGCUGUAUGGGUAAACAUACUCCAUCCUUUUUAUUUGUGUUUUGUCUUUUUUUAAUUAUUUGUUACAUAAUAAUGAAUUGAAUUAUGACUUCUCAUAUAAGCUGUUCUCAUGCUCUCAUACUUUUUUGUACUGUGAAUUUAGUUAACAGGUAUUGCACUAAGCGUCACCUCAUUUCUGGUGUUCUUAUUUUAAAAGUUAUUAUGGACAUGACAGUAACUAUGGAUUAUCUUUUGCCCUUUGUAACUGAAGAAAAGGGAGAGGUGGAGUUUGGCUUUUUUUCCUCUUUGAUGUUAAGUGCAUUGGAAUUGGAGCCAGGGCACGUUUGAAGACUGGGAUGAAACCGAUUGAACAUAUUGUUGCUGUAUAAAAGACCAUGUACAAACAAUCCCUUGCAUAUAAAGUAACUGCUGGAAUACCGAAUGACUAUUAAAAAAUGACUAUUAAA